AUGGAGGAUCUUGAUCGCAUAAGGAAAUUUCGAAGUCAGGCCAGGUCGUCGAUAACCCGAACGGUGAACGAUCUGAAGACGCUUUUGACUACGACCCCUCUUCCCAGAGAGCAACUGAAGCAAACCUUGACGGUUCUGGAAACGAAGUGGGCUACCUUGAAAGAAAAGGACCGGGAGGUUCAGGGUCUGAUACCGGAGGAAUUGAUAGAGAGCGAGUGUAAUUCCUGCGAUCAAUACCUCGAGUCAGUCACUGCGAUCAAGUUCCAAGUGUGUUCCGCACUAGACUCCACGACCGCAUCCCGAUCUUUGGCUCCCGCAAGUGACGGCGUUAAUGCUACGGGACCUCGACGAUCCUCCUCAGGAGAUCGGAGUCCGGCUACCGGAGUCACUCUGCCGAAGCUACGGAUCGACACCUUUAACGGCGACCUAUCUAGAUGGCAGGGGUUCUGGGACCAGUUCCGUGCGAGUAUUCAUGAAAACGAACGUCUCACUGAUGUCAACAAGCUGAAGUACCUGGUUUCUCUCGUUUCGGGGCCAGCAGCCCGUGCCAUUGAAGGUCUCUCAAUUAGCGAUGAGAACUACACGACUGCCGUGGACAUACUUCAGAAGCGAUUUGGGAAGGACGACCUUCUUGUGACCGAAAACAUGGGGCGCCUUUUCGAGCUCAGGACUGUUCGGUCCAGCACCGACGUAAAUGGGUUGCGUGAGCUCCACGAGACUGUUACAGUGCGCAUCAGGAAGCUGGAGAGCCUAAAUGUUACGACAGCACAAUACGCAAUUCCGCUUCGGCAGGUCAUCUUGAAGAAGAUUCCUAGAGACCUCGAAAUGGACUUCUACCGAACCAAGGACAAAGGCAAAGACACCAACGGCGACUCUUUAUCAUCCCUACUAGAUUUCCUGGGGAAUGAGAUUGAAUGUCGGGAACGAGCCCGAAGGGAGGCAGAUGACGUUCCCAAGCGCAGGGAGCCGACCCCAGCCUCUGCAUCUUCGCUGACAGCAACCGCGUCGUCUGUCUCAGAUCCAGCACCUGCAAUGGCUGCCCCAAGCACUCCUACGUGUGUGCUUUGCAAGUCCUGA
This is a messenger RNA of Ornithodoros turicata, 1077 nucleotides long. RefSeq lists its product as uncharacterized. The transcript has a single exon. The record is from RefSeq and is a predicted model, not a curated record. NCBI's taxonomy places the organism in Eukaryota, Metazoa, Arthropoda, Arachnida, Ixodida, Argasidae. Bases 1 to 1077 code for a protein of 358 amino acids.